Messenger RNA from Opisthorchis viverrini, 2343 nucleotides. RefSeq lists its product as hypothetical. The transcript is spliced from 3 exons. The record is from RefSeq and is a predicted model, not a curated record. Lineage: Eukaryota; Metazoa; Platyhelminthes; Trematoda; Opisthorchiida; Opisthorchiidae. Gene Ontology annotation, molecular function: protein-arginine omega-N monomethyltransferase activity. Gene Ontology annotation, biological process: peptidyl-arginine methylation. The coding region runs from base 1 to 2343 and encodes 780 amino acids.
AUGUCAACGAUUCUUAUGAUGAACGAAGUGAAACAUCCAUCGGAUGGUUGGGAUCUGGUUUCACAGUACAAUCCUGUCGUUGGACAGACACAAUGGAGACUGGUUCAACCAGACUACGAUUACGCUCAGGAGGUUGCUCGGUCUGCUUACGGGGACAUGCUGCACGACACCGACCGAAACCAUAAGUACCGUCUAGCGAUCGAACACGCUUUGAAACACCGAAGAAGUAGUCAUCCCGGCGAAGCAAUUAACGUGUUGGAUAUUGGUACAGGGACUGGUCUUUUGGCCAUGAUUGCCGCCCGCGCAGGUGCAGACAAAGUAACGGCGUGCGAAGCGUUCCUCCCAGUGGCUAACUGCGCCAGGACAGUUUUGCUAGAAAAUGGGCUUAGCGAGAAAAUAAAUUUGGUUACAAAGCGAUCAAACAAACUUGUGGUUGGCUGCGACCUCAGUGAACGAGCAAACUUCCUAGUUGCGGAGUUACUGGACACAGAACUGAUCGGUGAGGCCGCGUUGUCCACCUAUAAACAUGCUGCUGAGUGCCUGUUAAUGCAAGAUGCUACUCUUGUGCCCUACGCUGCUGAUUUGUAUUUGCAGGUUGUGGACUCUCCCUUUCUCUGGUCGUUCAAUCGCUUGAAGUCGUUCCCGUCGGACGACAACCCAUCCCUCAUUCGCCUCCGAGAUUCAUUCAGCAGUGACGUGAUGCAGAGAUGUCCCGGAGCGCCAUCAGUUUUCGAUAUUCAGGCUUCAGAGUUAGAAGCCUUGGAAACUGAUUCUUCUGAGCCGUUGGGCGACAGGCAGUUGCGUUGCUUACUAGCUGAGCCGGUACGCGUGAAACGAUUUGAAUUCGGACCUCCCAGUGCACAAAUAAAACUAUCUGAUUCAUUUCUUAUCACAAAGACAAACAAUGGGGACCCUCUGGUGGCCGUGCGCGAUGGAUCGGUUCAUGCUUUUAUUGUCUGGUGGCGUUUAAAAAUGGAACCAACGGAUACUGUGCCUGACAUCAGCACCGCGCCCAAAUGGGCCAAUGACCCCGAGUAUGCUUGGCGCGAUCACUGGAUGCAAGCAGUCUAUUUCCCGCGGAACUCCGUUGCAGUCCGUAAGGGUGAUCCUCUCGGAAUUCUGUUCAACCAUGACUCCUUUGCACUAUGGUUUGACCUGGCACCUGUUUCCCCCUCUGAAAUGGUGGCGCCUGUCACCGAGCCAGUUGAAAGACCUGUAUGUGGCUGUGGGAUGCACUAUGCAUGGUCACGUGACCGAAUCGCUCAUUUAAAUACAGAAGAAUAUCGCAUGCUGACGGGAACAAUUCUUGACCGGAUAUUUUCCAAAUUGGGCGCUUCGUCUGCUCUGGAUCUUGUCGUUGUCUCAGACUGUUCAUUAUUACCCCUCAUGGUUGCUGAACUAUCAUGUGUCCAUUCUAGACAACAUCAAAUCAACGUCCAUCAUGUGGAAACGGCCCUUGGCUCUCUCCGUUUCCUAGAGGGAGUAUAUGCUGGGGCUAAAUCGAAUGGUUUCAAUAUUCAUUUGUUUGAGUCGAUGGACAAAUUCAUUGAUCAUUACAAACAGAGCCAUGAGUCUAUCAGUAAAAUAUCCCCAAACCCUCCCUCAAUUCUUAUGGUUGCUGAACCAUACACAGCUGCUGGGACGCUACCUUGGGACUCAGUCUAUUUUUGGUACGCUCGAAAUCAGCUAGUUACGGCUUUUCCAUCGAUUCCUCCCACUUGCUUAUUGUGCCCAUCUGUACUGCGGAUUUACGGCGUGCUUGUCGAGUUGCGUGAUUUGUGGAAAAUCCGAGCUUCCAUCAACUCUUGCGAGGGAUUCAUCCUAACUGCUUUCGAUGAUUUAGUUCAGUCUGCGAUGAGGAAGACGGAUGCAUUCAUCGAGCCACACCCGCUUUGGGAAUAUCCGUCAAAGGCUGCUUCUUUGCCAGUUAUUGUUUUCGAAAUGAAACUUGAUAAGGCAAUCCAAUCAGAUGACGCCAUAGUAGUGAGCCACGGUUGCAUGAAGGCAACUUCCUCCUCAGUGAAUGCAAUUGCAUUUUGGGCUGAAUGGUGUGUGCCGCCUGAUCAGUUGAACCCUACCAGUGAGUUCUACUACAGUCCGGCUGGUCCGAGCGUUCCUGUUGUUCCUGGACAACCAGUCCGCUGGAAACCCGCAGGUCCACAACAGGGUGUUUUGUUCGUACCCACAGAUUGGUCCAAAGGACUGGAUACGUUGUCCGACAACACUACCUUCUCCGUUGAUGUGAUCUUUAAUCCCCUCAGUGGUGAACAUAGCUUUUCAGUCAGUAUCUUCGAUGCCGAUCGACUGCAUUUAACCCUUCAGUCAACAAUCUCUUCAUGCUAG